Molecule: messenger RNA, 574 nt
Organism: Blepharisma stoltei
Lineage: Eukaryota; Ciliophora; Heterotrichea; Heterotrichida; Blepharismidae
Source: the annotation of a GenBank genome assembly
AUGAGCUGGAUUGAAAAAAUACUACCAGCGUGCUGCACUGGAAGAAGAACUCAGAGUGCAGGAUUUAUUGAUAUCAAAAGUCCAGCUGAAAGUGCGGAAGUUUAUGAUUCUUGUAUAACUAACGAUAAACCAAAGAUAUAUCAGCAAAACACCCUAAACAAUAAAAAUGACAGAAGUGUAUUAAGAAAUAGCCAAAUGAGAAGAGCUAAAAUGAAAUCGGUUGAGGAAAUAGUUAUAAGUGAUAGUAUCAUGAAUUCAAUACGCGGACCAAGUAUUGAAGUUGAAAUGAAACCAUGCUACGGGAGAGAUAAUUUUAUAACACUGGGAAAAGGAGACUCGCGACGAAGCAGCAAAAAUCCUCUUGGUGCUAGCGAUAGAAAAAUUGUGAUAGGUAUAAAGAUAAUUAGAUUGAUUCAGAUGCUCAUGGUGCAAUAAUGAAGCCAAAGGCUCAUGCACAGGAUGUGCUAAUCAAAAUUUUUGUAUAGGGUGUUAUCAUAGCCAUCAUAAAAAACUUCCAAAAGGACAUAAAUUUUCUUAUGCCAGUCAAGCUACAAAACUAUCAUUUUUGCACUAA